Lingula anatina is the source of this 549-nucleotide messenger RNA. RefSeq names its product sarcoplasmic calcium-binding protein-like. The record is from RefSeq and is a predicted model, not a curated record. Gene Ontology annotation, molecular function: calcium ion binding. NCBI's taxonomy places the organism in Eukaryota, Metazoa, Brachiopoda, Lingulata, Lingulida, Lingulidae.
AUGUCAGCAAGCGCCCCAUAUCCCGAGUUUUGGGUCCGUAAAAUGCGCUCAUUUUUUGUAAUUUUUGACCGCGACUUGGAUGGUGUAGUCAAAAAGGAAGAUUAUAUGGAUAUUUGCAAUGCUAGAGCAAAGUACCAACUUAAUCAAGAACAACUGGAAACGUACAUGGGCCUAGUGAACUAUGCUUGGGAUUAUUUCUGGGCCGGUCCGGAGAAGAAAGUGAAUGUUACUUUUUGGGACUGUGUCCACAACCACGCACGCACUUUUGGCGAACCAGCUUUUCAAGAAAAGGAGAAAAAGUGGUUCUAUGUCUAUUUUGAAAAAAUCGCAGACAAAAAUGGUGACGGUAUUGUGACCAGAAAGGAAUAUGAAGAGUUUCUGGGCCUUUUUGGCGUACACCCGCUAUCUGUGCCUCCGUCGUUUGAAGCCUUGGAUACAGAUGGUGAUGGUCAGAUCAGUAAAGAGGAGUUCGCAAAUGCUGCCGUAGGUUUCUUCUGCUGCACUGCAGACACCCCGGCAAAGUUAUUUUGGGGUCCGUUCUUGGCUUAA